AUGGCUGUUGAAAGAUUUGAUAUGUGGAAGGAUUACCUCAACCUCUCCAAGGUUGUGGCAGAGAUUCUUGAGGACCGGGAGAAGGACCCCCUGGGACCUGUGGCACAGUGGCCCACUGGGAAUGACGCCAGUGGCAACAGCAGUUCGGAGUGCGGCAGCAGCGGAGGGACUGACCAAAUAUGCCAGUUUUGUAAACACAAUGGAGAGUCAAGGAACGUAUACUCCUCCCAUCGGCUGAAGAGAGAAGACGGGAAGGUGGUCUGCCCCAUCCUGCGCAAUUACAUCUGCCCGCUCUGUGGCGCCACCGCCGACAAGGCGCACACCUUGAAGUAUUGCCCGCUCAACCAAGGGAAGCAGUCCUUGUACCGCAAGAGUGGACGCAAUUCCGCCGGACGCAAAGUCAAGAGAUGA
Messenger RNA from Heteronotia binoei (common prickly gecko), 411 nucleotides. It is a transcript of the gene NANOS2, whose product is annotated as nanos C2HC-type zinc finger 2. Gene Ontology annotation, biological process: oogenesis; negative regulation of translation. The record is from RefSeq and is a predicted model, not a curated record. Gene Ontology annotation, molecular function: zinc ion binding; mRNA binding. The transcript has 2 exons. Gene Ontology annotation, cellular component: perinuclear region of cytoplasm. Bases 1 to 411 code for a protein of 136 amino acids. NCBI's taxonomy places the organism in Eukaryota, Metazoa, Chordata, Lepidosauria, Squamata, Gekkonidae.